Molecule: messenger RNA, 10913 nt
Organism: Pantherophis guttatus
Lineage: Eukaryota; Metazoa; Chordata; Lepidosauria; Squamata; Colubridae
Gene: ZNF207
Product: zinc finger protein 207
Biological process (GO): mitotic spindle assembly; mitotic spindle assembly checkpoint signaling; attachment of spindle microtubules to kinetochore
Cellular component (GO): kinetochore; spindle matrix; nucleus
Molecular function (GO): microtubule binding
Source: RefSeq, a predicted model, not a curated record
GUUGCAUUUCGGGAAGGCGAGGGAUUCGGCGGAGGACAGCGGCCAUUUUAUGCCUGGCUGAGAAGAGGGAGAAAGAGAGAGAGAGAAAGAGAGAGAGAGAGAGAGCGGUUGGCGUUGGCGCUCCGUCACGUUCGCCGUUUCUUGGGGAGUUUUCCCGUCCGAGCCGUUGCCUUCUCGUCAUGGGUCGUAAGAAGAAGAAGCAGCUAAAGCCUUGGUGCUGGUAUUGUAACAGGGAUUUUGAUGAUGAGAAAAUUCUUAUUCAACACCAAAAAGCAAAGCACUUUAAAUGCCAUAUAUGUCAUAAGAAACUGUAUACAGGACCUGGUUUAGCUAUACACUGUAUGCAGGUACACAAGGAAACAAUUGAUGCUGUUCCAAAUGCAAUACCGGGAAGAACUGAUAUUGAACUGGAAAUAUAUGGUAUGGAGGGCAUUCCUGAAAAAGACAUGGAUGAAAGGAGAAGGCUGCUUGAACAAAAAACUCAAGCAGAAAGCCAGAAAAAGAAACAACAAGAUGAUUCUGAUGAAUAUGACGAUGAUGAGUCUUCAGCUUCCACCUCAUUUCAAGCACAGCCUGUGCAGCCACAGCAGGGAUAUAUACCACCAAUGGCACAGCCAGGUUUACCUCCUGUGCCAGGGGCACCCGGAAUUCCUCCAGGUAUACCACCAUUAAUGGCAGGUGUUCCACCAAUGAUGCCUGGAAUGCCUCCAGUCAUGCCUGGAAUGCCACCCGGGAUGAUGCCAAUGGGUGGGAUGAUGCCUCCAGGACCAGGAAUCCCACCUCUCAUGCCUGGUAUGCCACCAGGUAGGUCAGGAAUGACGAAUCCAUAUUGUGGUAUGCCACCACCUGUUGGUCCUCGCCCUGGAUUGCCUCCAAUGACACAAGCCCAACAGGUGACUACUCAGGGUGUUCUUAAUAGACCUCCAGCUCCUGUCAUUGCAGUACCUACUCCCCAACCACCAGUUACCAAACCACUGUUUCCUAGUGCCGGACAAAUGGGGACACCUGUCACAAGCUCAAGUACAACUUCAUCCAAUUCAGAACUGUCAGCACCUUCUAAAGCUCUGUUUCCUAGCACAGCACAAGCUCAAGCAACUGUUCCAGGCCCAGUUGGUACAGAUUUUAAACCUUUGAAUAAUGCACCUGCAACUACUACAGAACCACCCAAACCUACAUUCCCUGCUUACACACAAUCUACAGCAUCCACCACUAAUACAACAAAUAGUACUGCAGCUAAACCUGCUACUUCUAUAACAAGUAAGCCUGCUACUCUUACAACAACCAGCGCAACCAGUAAGUUGAUCCAUCCAGAUGAGGAUAUAUCCUUGGAAGAAAGAAGAGCUCAGUUACCCAAAUAUCAGCGUAACCUCCCUCGACCAGGGCAGGCAUCUAUGGGCAAUCCACCAGUUGGACCAAUUGGAGGUAUGAUGCCACCACAGCCAGGAAUUCCCCCCCAGCAACAAGGAAUGAGACCACCAAUCCCACCUCAUGGUCAGUAUGGUGCUCACCACCAAGGCAUGCCAGGGUAUCUUCCUGGUGCAAUGCCUCCAUAUGGUCAAGGGCCCCCAAUGGUGCCUCCUUAUCAAGGUGGACCUCCUAGACCGCCAAUGGGAAUGAGACCUCCUGUAAUGUCGCAAGGUGGCCGCUACUGAUGCUACUGCAAACGUUCUAAUAGGUUUGGAGAUUAAACCUUUUCUCGUCUUGUGCUGUUAAUAUAGCCAAGCUUCCAUCAAUUAAAACUUCAUUGUGACUUUUAGGGGAAAAAAUCUUUCCACAUACAAGGAACUGUUGGACAUUAUUUUACAUGGGAAAAAUUAUUUAGAAUAAUAAAACGGAACUUUCCCUGAUGUUGCAAUUUAUACUGUAUGGCUUCUUUUUCAUGUUUCAUCUAGGUUUUUAGAAGUGAAGUAUAGUAAAUAUGGUUCGUUAAAUUGUGAAGGCGCUGGAAUUACAUGAACGUACCAUCUUUAAAGGCAAGUUCUGUAACCUUAUGUUGCUGUUCAUAAAUGAUGCCUUCACAGCACUUCAAGUGCUGUUGGACUUCAUGUCCCCAACAAUAGUUUGGUGAGGGCUUUAACUGUUGUCAUCUACUUGUACACCUAAAUCUGGAUGUGUAGCCAUAUUUAAUGUAGAGUUCCUCCUGUUCCAGGGUUUACAGAAUUGACCCACUAAAUUCAUGUGAUUUUCUGUAUUGUUUAACUUCAUUGUAAUAAAACAAAAGAAAAAAAUUGUCCUUUUAUUCAUGACCAGCUGUGGACAUCUGCCUGAAGGUUUGUACUGAUGCAUGCUACUAUAGCUUGUAUAAUAAAUACAAUACAAUUCCUGAUGCUACAUUGAUAUAUCCUGAAUUGUUUGAUCAAGUAGUCAUAGACCUGUACACUUAUUAACAAGACACAACAAAUAAAUUUGUCAAAUUUUCUUCAUGGAUUUUUAAGGGUUUGCCAUUCAGUUGAUUAAAAUUUGCUCGUCACAAGUUAUUGAUAUAUGUUGGUUUCUAUGAAGUACAUUUUAUUGUGCAAUACUUUUAUUUGACUCAGGUUUCUUAAAGUAAUAUUUUACAAAGUUUAGGUAUUAGAUAAUCAUGCAGUCAUUGUUUAUAUACUAAUAGAUUUGUCAUAAAAUCUCAUAUUUUUUAAACAAUCCUGAUGCAGAGAAAGACAUUGCUAAAAAUUGGAAAGUGAUGACUGGUCUAGUUAACAACUACAAUACAGCUGAAGUUUUCCAAUAUAUCUUUCAUGACAUGAUUUAUUAGACUUUUAGAGGCUUAGGCCUACGUGACAGGAUCAUAUUCUGCAAAGGACACUGGAAUUGCUGUGAAAUUUUAGCUGAUUCUUUAACGGGGCUGAUUCCCAUUUAUGAAACUUAACUGGAAAGUAGGAACACAAUUCUUUCCUUCAGUAGGUGGCAAUGAGUUCCUCUUGAUUGUAAGUUAAAAAGUGUAGCAUAUUUGGGAGACUGUCCAAAUACUUUAGGCCUUUCAUUUUUAAUCUUCUAGUUUUAUAUCUGAUACUAAUGUGGUGAAACCUUUCUUUGAGAGCCAGGUAUAAGAAGAUAUCCUUGGGUAUUCUUUAUUAAUUGAUAUUGUAAAUGAAAUAUUUUGUUUUUCUGCUCCAAUAGCAGUUACACAUGUUAAUACCACCAAUUAUCAAUGUCUGAAUUUUACUGCUAAUUAGUUUUUUCCACACUAUUGGUUCAUAUUUGAAAAUUCUGGGCUUUGUAGUACUCACAAAGUCUUAUUAAUUCUCUAUAUAGGUCCCUUUUUUUCUUAAUACUCAUUAAACACAGAACUAUAAUUGGCAAUCUAAAUAUGUGUGUCUCUGAUUUGAUCACUUAUUUUUUCAUAGAAGAUAUAAAAAUAGGCAACUGUGAUCACUUGGCUGUUUUUGCCCCAUUGCAGCAGCCUUUGUGUAGUUAGAUAUCUUAACCAUCUUCCAAAGAACUUAUGAAUGAGAAUAGCUGGUAUAUUUGGAACUUGCUUCAUACAGGUUCUUCUAUUAGUGUGGCAAGCAACUCUCAGUUUAAAAAUGGCUUAUUAAAUAGCUGUUACCUUUGAAGUUUGUGGAAGCAUACAGCUUCUUUUGAUUGUGCCAUUUGUUUGCUAGUUUUCAGUUCAUACGAUGGUUCAUGCGAUUUUUCCCAAGAAUCUUUUGCAAAAUUUAAUAGAAAGUUUUUUACAUGACUCGCCAAAAAGUUUUUUCUGGAAGCAUGGAUUACAUCGCAUGAGUUUUUUAGAAACAGUCGAGAAGUAUCAAUUGCUUAACUUAAAACUGUAUACUUUUAGUUAUAGCAUAUUUUGAUAAGAAUUUUAAUUGUUUCAGUGGUUGUAUUGUUCCUUUAGCACUGCAGAAAAAUUGAGUGCUGCUUGUACUGUAUACUUGGCUUGUUAAUACCUACUUUGUUUUUAGUGGGAGAGGACAUUAUGGAGCCAGUAGAUCUUUUCUUCCUCUCCUGGGGCAGAUUUAUUUGUCUACUCCUGAUUGGGAAAGGGUCACAUGGUUUCUGUCAGGAAAUAAGGUUGUGUUUCCUACUAUAAAAUUUGCAAUAGAACAACUGCAUUUUCAUCAAGGUGUUCAUUUUUAUUUUGGAGAAUUCAGAUACUCAAACUUUUUUUUUAAGCAUAUAAGGGCUUAUUUAUUUUGUUUUCUCUGUAGCCUGGGUUCAAACAGUAUAGAAUGUAACAGGUACCUUUCUUAUUUAAAAUAAAAUAAUUCACUGGCCAUAGUGAAAAAGAAAUAUGAGAACAUAAUUUUGAAUUCUGAUUUUAUUUAUAUUUAAAUAAAAAUGCAUAGUCCUGGCAUUUAUUAAUACAUAUUACAAUUGUCUUAAUAAUUGUACUGGUCUAGCUACUUACAUAAAUGGUAUACAUUUUUGAAAAGCAGAUGGAUGUUCUAACAUUUAAAAACUUGUACUGAAUUAGUAUAGAAUAUUCCAUUGCUUACAACACCUGCUGUGUUACACAGCAAUUGUCAAUUUUUAAGGCGAGCUCAAUUGGAAAUUUUUCCCUAUAGAAGUCAACUCUGAUUUAUAAAUUCCAUGUCACAUAUGGACCUAAAAUUUUGAGACCAAACUUUUAUUUGAUCACUGGAAUUCUGUUACUAUUGAUUGCAUGUACUUUUAGCCUUAAUUGGAUCAUGUUUUUCUAAAAUUUUAAAUUUUCUUCUUCCUAUAGCCCUGCCAUAGGACAGGCUGAGGCAGAGUCUCAGUGUUGCCCUGUUCAGUCUGAGGCAAGUGGGAUUUAUUUUAUUCAUUCUAGGGGCUUUCACAGCUUUAUAGCUGUUGGAUAUUUAUGUCCCCAAACUUGCAGCAAGUUUGGUGAAGGCUCCUAUGUUUAAUUUAAUAUAGGAUUUUUAUAAUAUUUUGAUGGGCUCUAUAUUAAUAUUGAUAUAGUAACACUGGUGCUUUCAAUUUACUAUUAGCAAGAAGUCCUAACGUGGGGUAAACAUUUGCUGAAAUAUUAAUCUCCUUGAUAUCCCCUCUGAAAUUUUGGUCAGUGGAACCAUUUUUUAAACAACAACUCAUUUUUAAAAUAUUGUGAUAAAUUAAUGAGAUUCAAGAGUUCUGUUACCUGUGUUUAGUAUUUUAAGAAAUUGCCUGUGUUACAAUUUAUGCUUUCUUCAUUGAUACCUAUUUCUGAGAUUUGGAGUAAAUGUUUGCUUAAGCUAAAUUUAAAUUAUUUUAAAUUAUUUAUCAUAAAUAUUAAUGUAGAGCCUGAAGAGUGAAGAAAAAUGUAGAUAUGAGUUUUGUAAGAUGGAAAAACGGGGUAAAUAUUUACAAGGAAACCAUUUCUUUAUCGCCCUUUCUUCUCAAGAUAAACAAUUUGCAAAAUCUAUAUGCUCUGAAAAAUAUAUUUGAGCAUUUUCAGUGUUAUUUGAAUGCUUCAAUAGAAAUCGUCUUACUGACUUCUUGUAAAACAUGCACAAGAUGUAGUUUGUUUUAAAGUAACAAGGUAAUUUUUGAGGAAUGCUUAUAAGAGCAACAGCUCUUGAAACAAAUACAGCUUCAAAAGUUAGACUAUCUACAGAAAAAUCCAGAUUUUCCUGGCAGUCUCUUCACUUGCCCUUGCAGAGCCUCAAACUGCUUCUUAAAAUUGAAUUUUAAAAAAAGCUUGGGGAUCUGACACGAAAGCUCUUCUAAAGGGAAAAUCUGAGAAAAGUAUUGUGCUCGUUGGUCAUGGUUUUCCCUGAUGUGGUCUUCUUCAGAGUCCUCAAACUGCUUUUCCAGCUUCCAGUUUUUCUGGUAUCUAAUAACUACAGACAUAAUGUGCUUACCUUGAUGAGGUUUUAAAUGUUUAAAGCUAUUGAUGUUGUUAUGUUUAAUAGCAUGGUUGGAUCCCUGUUAUUUUUCUCACAGGUAUCCAGAACCAUCUGUGAGUUAUUCUAAAAUUUUGGACAGAUUAAUUUUGGGAAUUUUCCAUAUGAUUUUGUCAACUUAGUACGAAUUGCAUUCAAAUUAUUAUUCAGUGUUUAACACACAAACCAUAAGAGUUUAGAAAGUCAGUAUGUUAAUAAUGUUCUUUUUGUCUUUAUAUCAUAACAAAAAUAUAUAAGAAUGCCUCUUGAUCUAAAUGCCUCAGCUUAGAAUGUCAUUACUUGGUAAAUAGGGAACGCAAAAACGUGUCAUUAACACUGAAUGUCUUUAUCCACAUUAGGUCUGUUUUAUUACACACCACUGAUUUUUUCUAGUCUAAGCGUUAGUUUUCAACUAGUGUACAUAGUUAUAAUAGUAUGGAUAAAUGCUUCUUGUUGGACAACUUUGACCAUUUUAAUCACAAUAUAACCAGGAAUUAACGCCUUGAAAUUUUUUGACUCAUUCGUUCUGAUCAUUGAAAAUAAAUGUUCUACCAAUUCUGUGACAAAUAUCACCACAGAAUUUCAAAGUAUUACCCAAACUCUUCUGAAAAAGCAGUUUGGGGUUUGUGUCGACAAUUCAAAGAGAAGGUACCACCAAUUCCCACAUUGUACAUCUCCUUUCUCAAUUUCCCUGUAAGAGUUCUAGUUUUGAGAUGUUUCUUUUCAAAGUUUAAGCAGUGGUUUCAGAGUUCUAGGAGGACAACUGUUGUGAAAAUAUAUUGAUAAGUAUGCAUGUAUUGAUACAUGCAUGGUUAGAAUGCUGUUUUAAUCCAACCUAAUCUGGUGUCACAAAUAAUGCUGUUGUAUUGAUGGUGCUUGUGUUUAUGUGAAACUGUAGAAAUUGAUUGUAUGUUAGGAAACAGCUUUGCUUGGGUUGGACUGUUGCUGCCGGAAUGCAAUGUUCACCUUGUCUAAAUCUAAAAAGAUACUUCAAAUAAUUUAUAAUUAGACCAAUAGCCUAAGUAUAUUAUAGGUUAAUUUUACUAACAACCCUAUUUGGCAAGCAACAGUUUGAGUAAUUAAUAUAGUUCUUUGAUUUUGGCCAUUUUCAUUAUUUUAACCUAGGUUUUAACAGAAACACAUAAUUGGCAUUAAAAUUGCAUGUCCAGACAUCAUUUGAUUGAUUUGCAUUAUGAUAAUCAUUUCCCAAAUGAAAAAUAUUUUAUAUAAUUAAAAUGCUAUAUCUACAAAUUAUCCAUAAAUGUGAUACACAAUUUAUAAGAAACUAUAAAGUUGCUUCUAAAAUAUUUACUGCACUGAAGAGCAUUAAAAGAUAUCAGACAUCUUGCUGUCUGAAAUAGAUUAAUGGUGUUUCAGCUACAAAAAUAUCCAAGCAAUUAUAAACGGAAUAAAAGAAUUGAGUAUUACUGAAAUAGAAAAACCAUGUAUUCUACUUCAUAUUUUUUACAAGUUUGGUAUUACAUUUCAGCUGAGACCUUAAGAUUUCAAUUUACUGUGCUCUGUUGUGAAGUUAAAGUCAAUUUGUAGGCUUGCUUUUGUGUUUGUGAGUUUUUCAUUAAUUAUCCAAAGAAAAUCAGUUACAAGAUGCUAUAAUUGAAAUUUGUGUUCAAAACACAUUGUCAGUUAAUUUUUAUUUUAUUUUUAAAUGGAAGUCACUGCACUACUGUCACACCUGAGGAUAAUACAUACUUAUGUCAGAAAUGUGUUGAUAUACAGUGUAGUCAUGCAGAUAAUUUCCUUUCAUUAUCAGUAAAGUCACUAAUAUAUCUCUGCUAACAGUUCUUGAACAUUGGCAUAUCUUGCCAAAUGUUCCUUUCAAAAUUUUGUACUUGGCAUAAUAUGGGCUAAAUGUUUGGAGUGAAAAUAAAUUAUCUUGAAUCUUAAAAAGGGGCAUGUUUUUAGGUCAAAUUCAACCAGUGAUUCUAUUUUUAUUCUGCACAAACCAUUCUUGAGGGUUUAAUUGUUCCAUGUAUGUGUUAGAAGUGAUGGAAGAACAGAGUUUUCACUGAAGCUCUUAAAAAGAUUUCCACAUCAUAGCACAACAACCAUUUAACAGUCAAGUGUUUAACUGGCUAAUAAAUCAUGAGGAUUUUUUUUCUUCAAAUAAGUAUAAAACCUGGGGUUUGAUUUUUACAAUUUAAACUUAAAUCAUGAUUUAAGCUCCUUUUUGUUUAAUAUAAUUUGUGUUUUUGUUGACUAGCAGCAGAAUUUCAGCAUUUGCUUCUUACUGGUAGAGAAGAAAAAAUCCCAGCACUGCCAGUACAGGUUAGUUUAAUCUGUAAGUACCGUGAUGUUUGUUUGAAAUCCUGUACUACAAAUAAUAUGUUAGUACAUGAGGAUGAAGUCACUAGUAACAUUAGGAGGGAAAUAUCUUCCUGCAUCUAAAACUAAGACACAUAAGCUCCCAUUACAAAAGGGAGUGAAGGAUUGCAAUAUAUAGGCAAAUUGGGUUAGUGUAUGGAUUUAUUUUAGUCAGACUAAAGUGAUAUACUUCUUUGAAGUUGGAAACCAUUUGAGGAGUUGGUUGAAAAAUAAUCUUGUCAUUUAUGGGGAAACACAAGAUAUUUUUGCCAUAAACAGAAAAGCAUAAAUGAAAUAUUUGAUUCUUUCUCCUUAAAUACGCCUACCAGCGUUAUUGAUGAGAAGCACAUCUUUGCUAUGAUGGGCUUUUAGUUAUUAUUCACUAUAUUCUGAAGUCUAGGCCCCUAAUUGACAACUCUACAGAAUAUAAGCUGUUCUCACUCAAGUAGUUUCAUCUCUCUUACAGCUGCUUCUGGGUAUCUAGUAUUCUUUCAAGUAAAUGUUUUUGUAGCACUGCUGUACUACUUAAAUUGGUGGUUUGUGUGAAGCUGUAGUUGCACCUCAUUGGAAUUGCAUGUUUCCAUAUCUUUAAUUUUCUGCUUUGUCUAGCCAACAUUAUCAUCUCAGCUACUUAUAAACAUUUACUGUAAAUGUAGCAGCUCAAGUUAUCUAAAUGUUUUAAGUAAGGAUUAUCUACAACAGACUAUAACAUGACUACACAAAUAUGUUUUUUUUCCUAAGCAUUCCAUGUAUAUGACACUGUUGCUUCUUUGCAUUUUCAGUCUUCUCAAUGCCAUCUGUGGCGUGUUUAUGAAACAAUGGCUGUUCCAUAGUGAUGGAAUUUCUUUUUGCCAAAAUUUCCACCUAGAAGCAAAGGGUUUAAUAGAUUUUUCUUAAAACUCGCAUUGUAAGGUUAAAUAAAAUAUACCAGAGUUGAUAUAAUUUAGUUCACUUGAAUUCGAUUCUUACUAAUUGAUUAUUCCACAUCAGUAAUAUUUGCUUUAGGGUUGAAUUAGAAUGCAGCUGAAAGUAACCAUUUUCUGUUACCAACGUGGGAGGUUUUUAUGUUGUGCUGGGUUAUGGGACUAAAAAUUACCCCAAUUUUCAAAACUAACUAAUAGCUUAGGAUGUAGAACUAUUUCAAGUAUUUAUUCCAUAUUAAUAGAUACAUCAGAAAAAUAAUUUCAUUAUGAACAAACUAAUUUAUGAAUAAAGGCUGUCUACAGAAAUACACCCUAUUUAUCAUCUUAGCAUAGAUGUGAAGGCAGUACAAUUUUUGAGGAUAUAGUCACUGUACUGAUGUGAUUACCAUUAUAAGCAAGCUACACUUGAGCACUGUAUUUACUGAUGUCCAGAAUUCUAAAUUCCAUAAGAUAAAGAAUAUACAUAAAAUAGAGGGAAAUUUUGUUUUAAACCUAGAAGAAAUUAUGUUCCAGGGGAGUUCUGCUGAACUGUUUCGGAUCUGCUGUUUCAUAAGGAUCAAAAGCUCCAGUCUUCCCAGCACCUUCUGCCUUUGCUUUUGUUAACCAUUGCUGUUGCCGGUGUCCCAGCACAAAAUAUCCCACUGGCUGGUCUGCCCUUGUUGCCCCUGCCUCCUGGUCUACCUAAUUCAGCUACUGAUAUCCUUAGCUUUUUCCUCUACCUCCCAUAAUUCAUUUCUGCUCAGUUCAGAACAGCUCCAUUUUGUUCCAGGCAUUGAACAUUCAAAUAUAUAUUUUUUUCAUUUAAUCACAAAUCUGAAAUCAACUACAGUAUUCCAUGCAUGAAAGAUGUUGCAUAUCCCUGCCUAAGAUUUAACUACUUUUACGCUGAUUGGGGAGGAGGGCGGGGGGGGGAUACAGAAAAACUAUCAUUGAUAUUGCCUUUUCAAUAUCCUGGGAUAUUAUUAAAUAACUAUCUUUCUGAGGAAAUAAGAAUUCUUUCCUUAUCUGCACCCUUUAACUAAGAAAAGUUACACUUUAAUUAGUGUGUGAAUUCAUGUGCUCUUCUGGUGGUGCAGUUGUCACCAGAAUCUCAUUAUAUGGGUACCUAUAUUGAGUCCAGAGUGUAAAUGCUUAGAAGUUUGCAAAAAUUUUGAUUGUUAAAGGAACACCUAGUGGCAGAGGCAAGUGCAUUGUGUAGUUUCAUAGUUGAACAUUCAUGUAAUAAUUCACACAUUAAUUCUGCUAUUAAUAAUGCUAUUAAAAUUGCAUUAGCACCUGUUUUUUAAUUUGCAGUUAUAAUACAUCUCAAGCUAUGGUAGUACAAAAUAAACCAUAUGUUAGUACUGACUUAGAGUCAUACUAUUUCAUAUCUGUUAAUUCUAAUUUUACUUGGAUUUACAUAACAAGCCUCCGGAUUUUGAAACAAUGCACACAAUACAUAGGCCGUUUAUUUGCAUUAAUAUAAAUAAUACUGUGUUGUGUGAAACAGCAGACUUUUGUCCUUUUUAUUAUUGGACUUCGGCUUUGCAGUGAGAUUGAUGAUCCAUCGAAGUAUAUUAUUAGUUUGAAUAUUGUAACAGAUCCUCUGAUCUUGUUUUGAUCAAAUAAAUGCAACUUAUAUAGUCCUGCAGACACCAGCAAUUCCAGAAAUCAAGAGAAUCAUUUCAGGUCUGGGAAACCGGUAAGUAUUUUUUUAAAAUGCUAUUUAUCAAUCCUAUAGCAUUUUGUUGAUCAGUGAUGUAAAGAUGGAGAUGAAGAAGUAGAAAAGUAGUUUAUGUAUGCUCCAGUGUUGAUGAUUCUUAUUGGCAGCAUUUUCAAAUGUACACUUUGACAACUUUAUACCUUUUUUUCAUUCAUUAAACUUGAAUCAAUUCCUUGA